Molecule: messenger RNA, 1479 nt
Organism: Rhodotorula graminis WP1
Lineage: Eukaryota; Fungi; Basidiomycota; Microbotryomycetes; Sporidiobolales; Sporidiobolaceae
Exons: 9
Coding region: 1-1380 (459 amino acids)
Molecular function (GO): acyltransferase activity, transferring groups other than amino-acyl groups
Source: RefSeq, a predicted model, not a curated record
AUGGCCCCCAAGACUGCCACGCGCAAGGCUUACAUCGUCGGCGUCGGCCAGACCGCCUUCGAGAAGCCCCGCAACCGUGUCGACUAUCCCGAGCUCGCCGUCGAGGCGGCGACCAAAGCGCUUCUCGACGCCGGUGUCAACUACGACGAGAUCGAGCAGGCCUUCGCCGGCUACGUCUACGGUGACUCGACCUGCGGGCAGCGCGCGCUGUACGCCCUCGGCAUGACCAAGAUCCCGAUCAUGAACGUCAACAACAACUGCUCGACUGGGUCCUCGGCUCUGUGGCUCGCCCGCCAGGCCAUCGAGUACGGCAUCGCCGACUGCGUCAUGGCGCUCGGCUUCGAGAAGAUGGCGCCGGGAUCGCUCACCAACGCGUUCAACGACCGCGACCCGCCGCUGAGCAAGACGGUCGGGCUCAUGGCCGACAUGGACAAGAUGACGACCGGCCCGUUCGCCGCCCAGAUCUUUGGUAACGGCGCGCAAGAGUACAUCGAGAAGUACGGCGCCACGUGGGAGGACGUCGCCGCCAUCGCUGCCAAGAGCCACACGCACUCGGUCAACAACCCCUACGCCCAGUUCCACAACGCCAUGACGACCGAGGAGGUGCUCGCCGACAAGAAGGUGACGGACAAGCUCACGCGCGCCAUGUGCUGCCCGACGUCGGACGGGUCGGCGUGCGCCAUCGUUUGCUCCGAGGACUUUGUCAAGGCGCACAAGCUCGAGAACCAGACCAUCGAGAUCGCCGCCAUGGCCAUGGCGACCGACUCGCCGCGCCUGUUCGAGGACCGCAGCUCGAUCGAGCUCACCGGCGCCGACAUGACUCGCACUUGCGCCAAGGAGGUCUACAGCAAGGCCGGCAUCACCGUCGACCAGGUCCAGGUCAUCGAGCUGCACGACUGCUUCGCCGCCAACGAGCUCCUCCUGUACGACGCACUCGGCCUGUCCAAGCCCGGCAAGGCGCACGAGCUCGUUCGCAACAGGGACAACACGUUUGGCGGCCGGUUCGUCGUCAACCCGUCCGGCGGUCUCCUGUCCAAGGGUCACCCUCUCGGCGCGACGGGCAUCGCUGCGGCCUGGUUCGUCGUCCAGCAGCUGCGUGGGUGGGCCGGCCCGAUGCAGGACCCUCGCGUCGUGCCCGGCGUCAUGGAGAAGGACGGCAAGACGGCGUACGGCCUCGCGCAUAACCUCGGCCUCGGCGGCAGCUGCGUCGUGACCCUCCUCCGCCGCCCGAGCUUCUACGAGUCGGAGAAGAAGGGGCCCGAUGGCCGCGACCGGCUCGGGUACGAGCACGGGCACGAGUGCCGCCCCGUCACCAUGGCCGACGUCGACAAGGUCAAGAGCAAGAAGGCGUUCUCCAAGUGGGCCGAGGCGAACCUCUGAGUGCUCGAGCGAGCGAGGAGAGCGGGUUCGAGGAGGGUCUGUGCGAGCGUCUCUAUUUUGUUGCGCCUCUCUGUCGGCAAUGUACAGCAAUCAGUCACU